This is a messenger RNA of Monopterus albus (swamp eel), 4430 nucleotides long. RefSeq names its product protein kinase N1a (gene pkn1a). The coding region runs from base 754 to 3552 and encodes 932 amino acids. Gene Ontology annotation, biological process: protein phosphorylation; signal transduction. NCBI's taxonomy places the organism in Eukaryota, Metazoa, Chordata, Actinopteri, Synbranchiformes, Synbranchidae. Gene Ontology annotation, molecular function: small GTPase binding; ATP binding; protein serine/threonine kinase activity. The record is from RefSeq and is a predicted model, not a curated record. The transcript has 23 exons.
GGUAUGGUGUACAAAGGGUGAGUGGUGCUCUCCCGACAGUCAGCCGCUGUUUGAAUGUGGUGAGGUGUUGUCUUCACCAUCUCGAGUACCAUAAUGGAGAAAGGCAGAGAUAUUUAAUGGACAGAGGAUCAUUUUUGAAUCGUCUCUCAAUCUGACUGCAUGAGCGUCUUUUUGUCUGUGGCAUGUAAUAGAGACAAGAGAUUGCGGCUUGUUCACGGUUCACGGAUGUUACCGGAGAAAGAAGAGGGGGAAAAGGGUCCUUUUUUCCUUUUGCAGUCUGUGGAUGUGACUUUAUCACCCGUCGGCUACAGCAGAACAUGAGGGAGGAGCGGCUGCUGGUGGCUUGUAUAGGGCUCUUGCUAGCGGUUAAAUCGCCAGCACCCAAAGAGCAAGAUGAACAAUGACCCUGGUCCUCAGUAGUUGUGUUUGGAUGCGCUUAUGUGACCGACGUGUCUUAUGCAUACAGUGAACCCAGCUUUAUGUUUGCGAAGGGCUAACGUUGGUUAAAGACAUUGAGACGCACUGGGAGGAUUAAUUCAGGCGCGGCCGGGCAAGCCAACAAUGCGGAUUACCACUUGACUGUUUGCCUUUGUGUCAGAGUGAUUGAGUAAAUUCGGGACGAAGAGCCGGUCCUUUUUCCAGCUACCGUUUUAUUCUACUGCCUUGGGAAGGAGACAAUACGCUGACCCGAAGGACAGGUCCCACAAGUUGUCUGUGAAUUUGCACAGACUGAAAACAGCUACUGAGACGACCAUGGCCAACGACUCGAUUCAAAGUGACCCAGAGGGGCUGUCAGUUCUGGAGCAGCUUGCUCUGGACCAGAACUCAGAUUUCUCAGACCCCAGUGUACAGCAGCUUCUGGACGAGCAGCGCGAAAGGAUCCGCAGAGAGAUCCGCAAGGAGCUGAAGAUCAAGGAAGGAGCUGAGAACCUGCGCAGGGCGACGACUGACAAGAGGAACGCUCAGCAGGUGGACAGUCAGUUGCGAUCUUCAAACCGCAGGCUGGACAACCUGCACGCUCAGCUCCAGGAGCUGGACGCUCAUAUUGUGGUGAAGGGAGGAGAGGAGACUAAAGAUGAGUGCCCUCAAUCUCCAGGGGCAGAGAACCUAACAUCAGCCCACAAGGGCCGCAUUGCUGCCCUGGAGAGACAGCUCAACAUCGAGCUCAAGGUCAAACAGGGAGUUGAGAACAUGAUCCCCAUCUAUGCCAAUGGAUCCACUAAGGAUAAGAAAAUGCUGCAAACAGCUCAGCAGAUGCUGCAGGACAGCAAGACCAAAAUUGACAUAAUUCGCAUGCAAAUCCGCAAGGCAGUGCAGGCCACCGAGCAGAGCGACGACACACAGGGCAACCAGGACCUCUGCGGGGUGGAACUGCGUAUUGAAGAGCUGAGGCAUCAUUACAGGGUGGAACAUGCUGUCGCAGAGGGGGCCAAAAACGUGCUCAGGCUCUUAGGGGCCAGCAAGGUCCAGGACAAGAAAGCCCUGACUGAGGCGCAGUCUCGUCUCAGUGAGGCGUCUCAACACCUGGACCUGCUGAGGGUCUCUCUGGACCAGCGUCUGGAAGAGCUGCCCGAGGACCAUCCCAAGGCUAGUGUCAUCAAAGAGGAGCUGGUCCUGGCCUCCUCACCUACCUUCAGCUCCCGCCAUGGCGCCCCCUACCUCCACAACCAGUACAGCACCCUCAGCAAGCCCUCACCUCUCACUGGUACCCUACAGGUGCAGCUGCUGGGCUGUGCGAGGCUGUUGGAGCUGGUCCCAGGUCGCAAUAAAGGGGCAGCCAUCAUGCUGCCCUGCCACAGCCCCGGAGACACCAGGUCUUUCAUGAGAGGCAGCAAGGGACUGUACGGGCGGAGCGGUUCGGUCAGUGGGAAGACACCAAGCAAGACAGACGAGCUCUCCUCCGAGGUGAGCGCAGUGCUAAAACUGGAUAACACAGUGGUGGGCCAGACAGCUUGGAGAACUGUGGGAGAACAGGCCUGGGACCAGACCUUCACUGUAGAGCUGGAAAGGUCGAGGGAGAUGGAGAUUGCAGUUUACUGGAAGGAUUACCGCUCGUUGUGUGCUCUGAAGUACCUGAAGCUGGAGGAGUUUUUGGACAACCAGAAACACAGAGUUCAGCUGGAGCUGGAGCCUCAGGGCCUGCUGCUGGCCGAGGUGACCUUCUUUAACCCGGUCAUUGAGAGAGUUCCUCGCCUCCAGAGGCAGAAGAAAGUCUUUUCUAAGCAGCAAGGCAAGGCAUUCCUACGGGCUCGUCAGAUGAACGUGGAUAUCGGGACAUGGGUGAGGCUGCUUCGAAACGCCAUUCCCACUGUUAACAACUCAGGAACCUACAGUCCCAAUGCACACAGCUUAACACUCAACUCCGGGGAGAUCUCAGUGGAGAAGUUGAGUCUGGACAGCGACUCUCCAAUAAGAGGCGAUUACAAGAGAGACACAGACACACACACUCCGGACCGACUGCCAGUCAUCGAGCCCAUCUCCCCCCCAGACUUUACCCCUGAGUGCCCCGUCGGAACCCCGUCUGUGGGCAGUAAGCAGAAGAAAGGCCCCCUGUCCCUCCAGGACUUUAGACUGAUUGCUGUGCUGGGCAGGGGUCAUUUUGGGAAGGUGUUGCUGUCAGAGUACAAGAAGACGGGCACGAUGUACGCUAUCAAAGCCCUGAAGAAAGGAGAUAUCGUAGCUCGGGAUGAGGUGGAAAGUCUGAUGUGCGAGAAGCGCAUCUUUGAGACCGUGAACGUGUCACACCAUCCCUUCCUGGUCAAUCUGUUUGCGUGCUUCCAGACACCAGAGCAUGUCUGUUUUGUUAUGGAGUACACAGCAGGAGGCGACUUGAUGAUGCACAUCCACACAGACGUCUUCACAGAGCCGCGAGCCAUGUUCUAUGCAGCCUGCGUGGUUCUUGGACUUCAGUUUCUUCAUGACCAUAAGAUUGUAUACAGAGACCUCAAGCUUGAUAACCUGCUGCUAGACACAGAUGGUUAUGUGAAGAUCGCUGACUUUGGGCUGUGUAAAGAAGGAAUGGGUUAUGGGGACCGAACCAGCACAUUCUGCGGGACUCCAGAGUUUUUGGCCCCAGAGGUCCUCACAGACACAUCCUACACCAGAGCAGUAGACUGGUGGGGGCUGGGGGUCCUCAUCUAUGAAAUGUUGGUGGGAGAGUCUCCGUUCCCGGGGGAUGAUGAGGAGGAGGUGUUUGACAGCAUUGUGAAUGAUGAAGUCCGCUACCCACGCUUCCUCUCAACAGAGGCCAUUGGCAUCAUGAGGAGGCUGUUAAGGAGGAACCCAGAGCGAAGACUGGGCUCGGGUGAAAAGGAUGCAGACGAGGUGAAGAAGCAACCAUUUUUCAAAAAUAUGGAUUGGGAGGCGUUGCUGCAAAGGAAGGUGCCCCCUCCCUUCAUCCCCUCCAUUGGCAACAAAGAAGACGUCAGUAACUUUGAUGAGGAGUUCACCACCGAACCUCCGACGCUCACGCCUCCACGUGAGCCUCGCAUGCUCUCCCGCAAAGAGCAGGACAGCUUCCGGGAUUUUGACUAUGUCUCUGACCUCUGCUAGUGGGCUGCGGGCUCGCAGACCUCGAACAAUGUUUGAUUUUUGAAGUCGUCAUGACAGUUUUUGUCAGAGUGGACCAAAGGCCCCUACCGACUGUCCACUGACUGUUUGUCUGCCGAUAACUACACUGUGAAUGUGUGGAGAGACCACAGGAAGUCGGUCUGUGUUUUGUGUUUGUAUGUUGGUGUGUGUGUAGGGUUUUAAAGCUCGAUGUCAGGAAAAUAAGCUGGGACAAACAGCUGUUUUACCAUGAAUGAAGGAUAAAUGAAGCCCCCCACUCCUGUCAUUGUAUGACACACCAGUGACUUGUGGAUCUUGCAGACAUUAGCCUUUGAAAUGCCUCCUCCCGUCCUCUUUUGUAUCAUUGUAGUCACGUGCGCAGCUGCAAGAGGACGAGCUCUUUGUACUGUUGACUGUUUAGGAGGAUGUUCAGUGGCCUCUCAUACCAAUGCCUUACAUUUGUACUAGUAUUUGAUCCACAGAAAAUGUUUUUAUUUUGUGACACUUUUGUAUUCAGCAGCAGGAAGAGUGACACGGCAGACUGCAGAAAUACUCUCAACUGUGUUUUUAUAAAAGAGGACUUGCUUGUCAGAGUGGAAUCAGCGAUGUUCAGAAUGAAAGCUUUUCCAGCAGUCGUAUGUUGAUGACUGAUGCUAGAAAAAAUUAUGAGUUAAAUAUGGGGUAAAGAACCACUGUUUUACUUAGCUGCGAUGGCUUUUCAUGGGAUGUCCACCGACUCCUUAUUAACAUUUGUGCUGCUUAGAUUUCAAUUUAUGUGACAGAUGUUACAGCAGCAAUUUGUAAAGAGUCCUGAACAUUUUACUCAAUACUCGCAUAAGUUGUUGUUUUUUUAAUUGGAUAUUUAGGUAUUAUAUGUAAUU